Messenger RNA from Toxorhynchites rutilus septentrionalis, 4413 nucleotides. RefSeq names its product zinc finger CCCH domain-containing protein 13. NCBI's taxonomy places the organism in Eukaryota, Metazoa, Arthropoda, Insecta, Diptera, Culicidae. Gene Ontology annotation, molecular function: GTP binding. The record is from RefSeq and is a predicted model, not a curated record. The transcript has 13 exons. The coding region runs from base 532 to 3876 and encodes 1114 amino acids.
AUCAUUGAAUUCAUGUGACGGUUGCAAUAGAAGAGGACGCCUGGUCGUCGAUGAAGUUGCAAUUGGAGGCGGAAGAUUUUUUUUUUGGUUUUUACACCUGCACCUGUGAUCGCGGUUGUCAGAUCCAAAUUCCGCAAAACGCAUUGUGUGUGACAUCAUCCGUCGACAGACACUCGAACUUUUCUAUCAAAGGAACUUCUACGUAACGCGAAAACGAAGACUGAAGUGUGUGUUUAAAAAUAACUAUUUUCUCUCGAUUUUACAUAUCUUAGAGUGCGCGAGAUGCGGAUCUAGCAGCAUCCGUCGUUUUCCCAGAAAAUUGCAAAGCCGGUCGAGUUAUGAGAUUCUCGGUUUCGCUCUCUUGUUCUCCGAUACUGCCGUGAGAUCAGUGCCGUGAGGCUAGAGGCCAAUCCACGCCAAGAACCAGCCGAACUUGCCUGCCAGGUGGAGGUCGUGCGGGAGAUUCCACAUCUUCGUCCUCGCUUGAAGAGCCGUCUCCGGAAGAUAGCAGAAGCGUAACGUGGUUCCAGAAUGGCGCGAGCAUCGGUGUGGGUCCUUUUAGGACUGGCGCUGCUCACCUUUUCGGUGCAUGAUCUCCACGUCAAAGCCGAAGUCCCGACAGAGUAUGAAUGUCGACCAUACAUUGAAAAAGCAUUACAGGACAAACUAAGAACAGAAUCGGAAACGACAACUAGCAACGACGAGGAGGUAGUGACACCGGGUCCCGGUAGUCAAGAAUCGCUAAUAGAUGCCACCAGUCAAGAAGAAGAGGACAACACUGCCGCCGAGGAAACAAGUAUUGAGGAAGACGUUCCUGCCUCGCCCGAACAACUGACCGCGUCGGAAGAAGUUCAAGAAGCACUAUUCGACAAUUCCAUCGAACAGCCCAUCGAGGCUAGUGAGGAACAAAGGGAAGAGGGUGAGCAAGAGGACGAAGAUGGCGAGGAGGAUGGAGAUGAGGUAACUGAAGUCCCCGCUUCCGAAGAGCAGGAUGACGAAGCCGCCGCUUCUGAAGAGCAGGAUGAAGGAGCCGUCGCUUCCGGAGAGCAAGAUGAUGAGGAGGAUGAAGAAGCCGCCGCUUCUGAAGAGCAGGAUGAACAAGAUGAUGAAGAAGACACCGCUUCUGCGGAGCAAGAUAAACAGGCGGAUGAGGAAGACACCGCUUCUGAAGAAGUAGACGAACCAGCUGUCGAAGCCGUUACUGAUAGUCAGCAGGAGGCGGACGAAGAAGACGAUCAGGACGAGAAGGAAGCUGACGAAACCACUAGCGCUGAGGCUGAGGAUGAAGAGGAGACUGAGGACAGUGUAGUCAGUGCUGAGGAAGAGGAAGAUGAUGCUGAAGAAACUACUGACAGUCAGGAAGUUGGUGCUGCAGACGAUGAAGAUGAACACAAGGAUGGUGAAGAAGAAGAUGAUGAUGACGAAGAGAAUGAAGACGAAGAGGAGGAUGACGAUCAAACUGAGACACAAGCUGCUAGCGAGGAAGCUGUGGAGGUGGAUGAUACAGAUGAAGAUGAGGAACAUGAUCUGGAUGCAGAAGAUGACGAUGAUGAUGAAGAUACUGAAACGAUGAGCGCUGAAGCAGAGGGUCGUAAUGAUGAGAUUGACAAUGAAGAUGAUGAGGAAGGAGACGAUAAUGAUGACAAUGAUGAUGAAGUAGACGAGGAAGAUGACGAAGGUGAAGCGAGUGACGAUGAGGAUGAAGAAAAGACUGAAACUAGUACCGAGACCACAUUUGAUAAUGAUGAUGACGAAGACGAGGGUGAAAACGUAGAGAAGGACACUCAAAGUGCCGAAGAGGAUGAAGACGAUGAGGAAGAGUAUCUGACUGCGAGUCAGGAAGCCGAUGGGGGCGACGGGGAAAAUGAUGACGCAGACGACGGCGAAAAUGGAGACAUGGACGGUGACGAUGAAGACGACGGAACUGGCGUCGAUGGAGAGGAUAAAGAUGAGGAACAACAAUCUGCUGAAGAAGAAGGUGCCGUCGAAGAAAGCGCUGAGACUACAGUAGAUGCGGAAGGUAGCCAAGAAAAAGAAGAAAACGAAGAAGAUGAGGACGACGAAAAUGAGGAUGAUGUGGUUGCGGAUAGUGAGGAGCCAAGUGCAGAGGCUCAUGAAGCAGUAGCAGAAGUAGAUAAAUCUAUCGAGGAGGAGAUAGAAGAACCAGCAUCAGCAGAAAAAGAACAGCAAGCAGAAGUCUCUGAAGAGGUUCCAGUUGCUAGCACUGAGGAAACCGAACCUGUUGUCAGCACAGAAGAAGAACAAGUAGACAACGAGGAAGAGAUGUCAACUGAACAAGUAGAAGCUGCUGUCAGUGCAGAAGAGGAUGAAGAAUCCGAGAAAAUGGAAGCAACUAUCGUUAGCGAGGAAGUUGACGACGAAACAGUAGAAAAGGUUGAAACAAUAUCCGAAGCAGCCGCACCAGUCUCAGAACAAGCAGAGGAAGCAGAGGAACCAGUCACUGAAGAAAGCGCCGACGAAUCUGAACCACUUCCAGAGGAAGAUCUGCUACUGGAGUACGAAAUCCCAACAAACCUUAGAGAUACUUCGCACAUUUACGAAUUGCUCAAUAUUAACGACGAUGCCGCAGAAAAGGAACAGGCUCUCCAGAAGGUUUCCGACAUCAUCCUGCGAGAUCUGAAAAAAGUCUAUGAUAACGCGAUAAAACCUCUGGAAUCCUUAUACAAGUAUCGUGAUCUCAGUAACCGCCAUUUCGGGGAUCCAGAAAUCUUCUCCAAACCACUUGUUCUGUUCAUGGGACCCUGGAGCGGUGGCAAGUCAACGAUUCUCAAUUACCUCACUCACAACGAAUACACUCCGAAUUCGGUCCGAACUGGUGCCGAACCAUCACCAGCCUACUUUAACAUUCUGAUGCACGGCGACGAACCAGAAGUGCUAGACGGAACUCAACUCGCGGCCGAUUGGACCUUCUCUGGGCUCCAGAAAUUCGGCCAAGGUCUUCUGGAUCGUCUUCGUAGCCAAAAGCUUCCGAAUAAACUACUCGAACGGGUCAACAUUGUUGAAAUUCCCGGCAUUUUAGAAGUACGCAAACAAGUUUCGCAGUAUUUCCCCUUCAAUGACGCUUGUCAAUGGUUCAUCGAUCGGGCGGACAUUAUUUUCCUGGUGUACGAUCCCUCCAAGCUCGAUGUUGGACCAGAAACUGAAGCUAUCUUGGAUCAGCUCAAAGGAAGGGAAUAUCAGACCCGAAUCCUUCUAAACAAAGCCGACCAGGUGAAACCGGAAGAACUUCUACGUGUGCAGGGUGCUCUUAUCUGGAACAUCUCACCCCUGAUGUCUUCGGCUCAACCACCGGUCAUGUAUACAGUCUCACUUUGGUCGAAUCCUUUCGAAUCUGGAGCUCCAGUCCGUCUGCUUCAGGCACAAGAACGCUCUUUGUUGCUCGAUCUAGGACAGGCUAUCGAUAAGAGAAUCGAAAACAAGAUUGCGAGUGCACGUCGUUUCGCUGUUCGUGUGCGCAACCACGCGAAGAUGGUCGACUGCUAUCUAACGACCUAUUACAACCACAAGACACUCUUCGCAAACAAGAAGCACAUUUCCGACCAAAUUAUUGGCAACCCGCAACAAUACCACAUCUACGAAGGCCUGUCUACGCUAACUAAUAUCUCUCGCUACGAUUUACCUGACCCAGACGUGUACCGUGACUUCUUCCAACUGAAUCCACUGUACGAGUUCAAGAAGCUGUCGGAGACGUGCACAUACUUCCGCGGCUGUCCUAUCAACAGGCUCGAUAUUGCAAUCGCGUACGAUCUACCCGAACUAGUGGGCAAAUACAAGAAGCUGGCCGAAGAGGCCCUUGGGAAAUUCCAUCUAACAUCUACAACUACUGAUUUCGGACGAGGCAAAUCAAGCAGUUGAGUGUAAACACGAUAUGGGCGGUGAAGUCUCCAAAAGAACUUCCCCCACGAAUUAUUUUUGUUUCGUUUUCACUCUGUACAGCAGUUGAGUUUUUAUUUUUGUUUCCAAUUUGGUUCGUUUAUGUAAUUAUAGCUUAAGGUGUAGUCCACAAUUGCACACAUUCACACAAUGAUCUACAAACUGUUGAGGAGGCAAUUAAUCUUUAAAAACUGUAACCUGACCGCGCAUUAACCAAAACGAAUGUUACCAUGAUUAUAAUUUCUAUUUCUGAAUUAGAAUAGUUUUCCGCAUUUUCACAUGAACGUCCAGCAUUAGGUAAACAUUUUUUUCCGUUACAUGGUGUCGAAAUGUCGAAACUGAAACUUAUGGAAAGCGACCAAACAACGAUGUGUCGCAACGCAGUUCAAUUUGAAGUAAUCGAAACAGUAUGAAUUUAUCAGCAGAUGGAACGUGUCAGCAUUUAAUUGCAGUUUGAAUGAAGUUGUGAAUUCAAAAUUGUCGCAAAUAAAAGAUGAAUAUCAUCAGUGUUGGAGAUUG